CGCCUCCCCCUCCCCCUCCCCCUCUUUCUUCUCCUCCCUCGUCGCCGCCGCCGCCGCCUCAGCCUUCGCCUCAGCCGCCGCCCGCUCCCGCCCGCGCGCGGCGGGAUGGACGAUCAAUCCAGGAUGCUGCAGACUCUGGCCGGGGUGAACCUGGCCGGCCACUCGGUGCAGGGGGGCAUGGCCCUGCCGCCUCCCCCGCACGGCCACGAAGGGGCGGACGGCGACGGCAGGAAGCAGGACAUCGGCGACAUCCUCCACCAGAUCAUGACCAUCACCGACCAGAGCUUGGACGAGGCGCAAGCAAAGAAACAUGCCCUGAACUGUCACAGAAUGAAACCAGCGCUCUUCAGCGUCCUGUGUGAGAUCAAAGAGAAAACAGGUCUCAGCAUCAGAGGAGCCCAGGAGGAGGACCCUCCCGAUCCCCAGCUAAUGAGACUGGACAAUAUGCUUUUGGCAGAAGGGGUUUCAGGUCCUGAGAAAGGUGGGGGAUCGGCGGCAGCAGCUGCAGCCGCGGCAGCCUCUGGAGGUUCUUCAGAUAACUCUAUUGAACACUCAGAUUACAGAGCCAAAUUGACCCAGAUCAGACAAAUCUAUCACACAGAACUGGAGAAAUAUGAACAGGCAUGUAAUGAAUUUACUACACAUGUGAUGAACCUUCUCCGAGAACAGAGUAGAACACGUCCCAUUUCUCCAAAAGAGAUUGAAAGAAUGGUGGGCAUCAUCCAUCGAAAAUUUAGUUCCAUUCAAAUGCAGCUCAAACAAAGCACUUGUGAAGCAGUUAUGAUUUUAAGAUCAAGGUUCCUCGAUGCCAGACGGAAAAGGCGUAACUUCAGUAAACAGGCCACAGAAAUCUUGAAUGAAUAUUUUUACUCACACCUCAGCAACCCCUACCCCAGUGAAGAAGCCAAAGAGGAGCUGGCCAAGAAAUGCAGCAUCACAGUGUCACAGGUAUCCAAUUGGUUUGGCAACAAACGAAUCAGGUACAAGAAGAAUAUCGGCAAGUUUCAGGAAGAAGCCAACCUCUAUGCUGCAAAGACGGCCGUGACAGCUGCACACGCAGUAGCAGCAGCUGUGCAGAACAACCAGACCAAUUCGCCCACCACACCAAAUUCCGGUUCUUCUGGUUCUUUUAACCUCCCAAAUUCUGGGGACAUGUUCAUGAACAUGCAGAGUCUGAAUGGGGAUUCUUACCAAGGGUCCCAAGUCGGAGCCAAUGUGCAAUCACAGGUGGAUACCCUCCGUCAUGUUAUCAAUCAGACGGGAGGCUACAGUGAUGGCCUUGGAGGAAAUUCACUGUACAGUCCACAUAAUUUAAAUGCUAAUGGAGGCUGGCAGGACGCAACAACUCCAUCUUCUGUGACUUCUCCUACAGAAGGCCCAGGAAGUGUGCACUCGGAUACCUCUAACUAAUCUCUGGCCACACUUUUCCCUGAGCUGACAUGCCUUGAUAAGUGCAUUCAGAGCAAUAGGAGGAAAAGGAAAGCGUUUUUGUAGCCCACCAUCUACAGCUUUACUGUAAAACCUUGUCUUAUUAGAGAACUUGGUAAAUCUGUUUUUUAAGGAAUCAUAAUCAUUUGUAUUUAUACUUAAAAACACACAAUGUUAAAAAAAAAAAAAAAAAAAGCACUUUAUCCAAUUAGGCCAAGAUUUAACAUUGUUGACAGUCCUGUAGCUAUUUUAUCAUAAUUUAUUAUCAAUAUUUUACAUUAAUGGUUUCACAGUUGCCAAUUACUUGGCCUUAAGGGUAAAAAGUACAAUAUACACUAAACCUCAAUCGUUAAAGCAGAUGCAAAAAUUCACCUCACCUAAAUUGAACUUCUUGCAUAUUUCCAUUACUGACUUGGAUUGUCUUACUUUCAUAUCACUAAUGGAGUUGGAAUAAAGAGCUGUUUGGCUAUCCCUGUUAAUGAUGGUUGUGUUUAAGAAUCUUCCUCGUCACGUUUGUGUUCAGAUCUCUUAUGUUAUAAUUAGAUCAGAGACUGGUAGCAUCGUUUCUCUCUCUGAAAGCACCAGUGCCCAGAGUCUGCUCGGUAAUAAAAUUAUGGAUCCAGAUUGUUCUGAGAGACGAAGAUACUUGCUGCUGAUAGAGGUGAAAACGAGAUCGAUCCGUCUGGGGUUUUACGGUGUGCACUGGGUGCUGCAUAGACUUGUCAAGGUUUGCUACGUCCUCUGGGCAUCCGCAAAAGGCCCUGCUCUCUGGAGUGUUGUAUAUAGUGUAGCAAAAGAGUAUUUAUACAUCCCACCAAUCAAAACACAGCUUUAUUACCUCAUGCGAACUCAUACAAACCAAUAGAAUUUCAACAUGUUCUGUAGCUUAGAGUGCUCACUUACUACCUCUGAACAAUACUCACGCUGUAGUUUGUCUCUUUCUUAUCUUUUUGCAUCUUGUAAUUAACUUUGUUUCCCUUCAUAAAAUGUAAUGUACAUUGUAAUCUUUUAAAAGAAAAAUCAGGGUUGCAUUUGCAACUUUUAAAAAACCGAGAGUGGAAACAUUGGGUCUUAAUUCAACACAGGAUCAGUAAAACUGUUGUAAAUACUGAGAAACAUUUUGAAUGUUCUUCAUCUUACUACUAAUCCAUGCAAAAAAAAAAAAAAAAAAAAAGCAGCGACUAAUUGUGAUGCAUUCAGAUUUCAGUAUUCAGUACUGUAUAUUUCACCCUGUGUAAUGGGGCCCCCUCUCCUUUCUCUUUUUGUAUUGUAUGCGAUUCUGAAACUGAUUGAGUCAUGAAAAUAAUUUGUGGCGGUGAUUCUAAUGUAUUAAAAACGUUUCGUGUUCCUUUCUAACUGGAUUACACCCUGGAUUGAAAAAGUCUUCCUCGUGGUAGUUAUAUGUAGUUUCAAACAUGAAUAAACUUUUUGCUUUCAUGAUUAAA
Molecule: messenger RNA, 2873 nt
Organism: Rhinopithecus roxellana (golden snub-nosed monkey)
Lineage: Eukaryota; Metazoa; Chordata; Mammalia; Primates; Cercopithecidae
Gene: PBX3
Product: PBX homeobox 3
Exons: 9
Coding region: 106-1410 (434 amino acids)
Biological process (GO): animal organ morphogenesis; neuron development; eye development
Cellular component (GO): nucleus
Molecular function (GO): RNA polymerase II cis-regulatory region sequence-specific DNA binding; DNA-binding transcription factor activity, RNA polymerase II-specific
Source: RefSeq, a predicted model, not a curated record